Messenger RNA from Harpegnathos saltator (Jerdon's jumping ant), 897 nucleotides. RefSeq lists its product as uncharacterized. Bases 1 to 897 code for a protein of 298 amino acids. The record is from RefSeq and is a predicted model, not a curated record. The transcript is spliced from 3 exons. NCBI's taxonomy places the organism in Eukaryota, Metazoa, Arthropoda, Insecta, Hymenoptera, Formicidae.
AUGGAUUUGGGUGAAAUAGCACACGAAAGAGAAGCUGUCGAGCAAGAUAUAGAAGAAACAGAAGAAACACCUAUUUCUCAAACUACAAGUACUGAAUUAACAAUAGAUCCUCCCAAAAUUAUUACGAUUAGUAUCAUUAUCGGCAUGUUUUUCCUUCUGUCAUAUGAAGUGCUAAAUAGCAGAAGCAUCAAUAAGGAGCAAGUGCAUUUCAAGAUUCAUGUACCAGAAAUCAUAAACCGUCAAAUUCAUACGAAGAUGGUGUUCAUACACAUUCACAAGCUGACUAAUCCGACAAUGCCGAAAAAGACAAAACCUAAGAUGGAAAUGCCGAAAACCUAUGAUAAAAAAUGGCAUCAAGAGAAUUGGAGUUCUUGGAAUACUUAUGGCUAUCAUAGCGAUGAUCUAGCAGACAAUCAUAUCAUACCGGAAAAUGCAAAGGAUCAUACGAGUAACGAGAUUCACGAUGGCAAAGACCGCAAGAAAAUAAACCCAUCCCUUCAUCAUCACAAAGACUCAUAUCUGCUCGCGUUGCAACACGAUGACAAACCCAAUCACUUGAAAAAUCAACACAACGACAUGAUGGAUUAUCCUUAUCCACCACAGUAUGUGCAAGAGGAUCUGAAGGAAAUGGAUCACAACAAUAUUGAACCUUAUAUGCACAUGUAUGAAGAAGGAUAUCAUAGGGGCGGCGAAUCUGCGAACGGAUACAUCUACUCGAAUGAUCUGACCAAAUUUUAUGAUGAUAAACACGAAGAAGGUGAUCAUUCCAACGAGAAGUACGAGAACGAGUCGAGGGAAAAAACACACGCCGGUCGUUACUUCGUAGAUGACUCGGAAUAUCAGCACACUAACGAUAUAUCAGAAAAGCGUGUGUCUCGCAGAAUACGAUUAUCGUGA